CGUCAUUGUCCCCCGCCGGGCGGCUGGGCUGUGUGCGGCGGCAGCGGCGGCCGAAGGGGAUGGAGCGAGCGCCGAGCCGGGUCAGAGUUGAACAAUGACCAUAGUUGACAAAGCUUCUGAAUCUUCAGACCCAUCAACCUGUCAGAAUCAGCCUGGCAGUUCUGAGGCAGUCUCACCUGAAGCCAUGGAUACAAGUUCUGCCAGCUGGGGUGCUGUGUCUUCAUUAAAUGAUGUUUCAAAUCACACACUUUCUUUAGGACCAGUACCUGGUGCUGUAGUUUAUUCGAAUUCAUCUGUACCCGAUAAGUCAAAGCAAUCACCACAAAAGGAUCAAGCCCUAGGUGAUGGCAUUGCUCCUCCACAGAAGGUUCUUUUCCCAUCUGAGAAGAUUUGUCUUAAGUGGCAACAAACUCAUAGAGUUGGAGCUGGGCUCCAGAAUUUGGGCAAUACCUGUUUUGCCAAUGCAGCAUUGCAGUGUUUAACUUACACGCCACCUCUCGCCAAUUAUAUGCUGUCACAUGAACACUCCAAGACAUACAGACACACCCAGGCCACCACGUUUGUUUGUCAGAUAUUUGGAGGAUACCUACGAUCUAGAGUCAAAUGUUUAAAUUGCAAGGGCGUUUCAGAUACUUUUGAUCCAUAUCUCGAUAUAACCUUGGAGAUAAAGGCUGUUCAGAGUGUUAACAAGGCAUUGGAGCAAUUUGUGAAGCCGGAACAGCUUGAUGGAGAAAACGCGUACAAGUGCAGCAAGUGUAAAAAGAUGGUUACAGCUUCAAAGAGGUUCACUAUACAUAGAUCCUCUAAUGUUCUUACGCUUUCUCUGAAACGAUUUGCAAAUUUUACUGGUGGAAAAAUUGCUAAGGAUGUGAAAUACCCUGAGUAUCUUGAUAUUCGGCCAUACAUGUCUCAACCAAAUGGAGAGCCGAUUAUCUAUGUCUUGUAUGCAGUGCUGGUACACACCGGCUUUAAUUGCCACGCUGGCCAUUACUUCUGCUACAUCAAAGCUAGCAAUGGCCUCUGGUAUCAAAUGAAUGACUCCAUCGUAUCUACCAGUGAUAUUAGAUCGGUACUUAGUCAACAAGCCUAUGUGCUCUUUUAUAUCAGGUCCCACGAUGUGAAAAACGGAGGCGAACUCGCUCAUUCCGCCCACAGCCCCGGCCAGUCCUCUCCCCGCCCAGUGAUCAGUCAGCGGGUCGUCAACAACAAGCAGGCCGCGGCAGGGUUCAUUGGACCACAGCUUCCCUCUCACAUGAUGAAGAAUCCACCUCACCUGAAUGGGACUGGACCACUGAAAGACACACCAAGCAGUUCCAUGUCAAGCUCUAAUGGAAAUUCCAACGUCAACAUGGCUAGUCCUGUUAAUGCUUCAACUUCUGUUCAAAACUGGGCAGUUAACAGGUCUUCUGUUAUCCCAGAACAUCCCAAGAAGCAGAAGAUCACUAUCAGUAUUCACAACAAGUUGCCUGGUCGCCAAGGCCCAUCUCAGCCUAACCUUCAUAGCAAUUCUGUGGAGAACCCUAACAAGCCUGCUCCCUCUUCUACCAUUACCAAUUCUUCUGCAAUACAGUCUACCUCGACUACAUCUAUGAUGUCAGUUUCUAGCAAAGUAACAAAACUUACUACCCCAAGUGAAGCCCGUUCCAAGCCUGUGAUGAAUGGCAAGUCCAAGCUGAACUCCAGCGUGUUGGUUCCCUAUGGCGCUGAGUCAUCCGAAGAGUCUGACGAGGAGCCCAAGGGGCUGGGCAAGGAGAAUGGUGUCAGUGCCAUCUCGAGCUCCCUCUCUCCUAGCCAAGGUGCUGAAGAUGAUGAGGUCUCACAGCAUGAGCUCCAAGAACCUAUUACCCUAAAUGGUGCUAACAGUGUAGACAGUGACCCGAAAGAAAAUGGUCUGCCAUUUGAUGAUGCCGAUUGCCAAGUCCAGCCUGCUCUACACUCAGAAAAUCCCUUUUCUAAAGCAAAUGGUCUUCCUGGAAAGUUGAUGCCUGCUCUGUUGCCAUCUCUCCCAGAAGACAACAUCUUAGAGACCUUCAAACUUAGCAAUGCAGUGAAAGCCUCGAUGGAUGAAACCAGUACACCUGGAGCUGAGGAAAACCCUCCCGAGGAGCAGGACAUGGAAGUUGAGGCCUGCAGCCCCUCUGAUGAUUCCGAAGAGAAGCUGGAGACAAUCGAGAGUCUGAGCAACAAGUUAAAGAAGGUUUUGUCAUUUCCUGACUCCAGCGUCGUAUCUACCAAAGAAGAAGUCUCUGAAAACAGUUCAGCAAAACCUGAUGAAUCUUCGUCCGGUAUCAACAUUCUUUGUAACACCAACAAGAAUACCCUAGGCGAUGAUCAGAUUUCUAAACCGUGUGACCCUGGGGACUUAACAGAUGACCAGAGCAAACCAUCCCUAGAUGUAAAAGGGACAUUAGUCGAGAGUCCACAGGACGCGGUGUCAGCGGAAACUGUGGAGAAAUUGAGCCCAGCUCCCUUGGCGCAUUCAGAAGAUGGACGUGAGUGUCCGAUCCUGGCUUACCUGGGGAGAGACGGAGGCAAGGACGCGGAAGACUGUCCCAACAGUGCGGGCGUGUGUGCCGAGCGGCUGCCCUCUCCUCAGCCAGACAAGACCACAGGAGAUCCUUCAGAAGGGGAUGCUGAGCAGAGCCGUGCGGAGAGAUGUGAUGAAAGUAAGGUGGGACAAAAGGUCCGGGAUCGUUCUCCAGUUAAGGAAAAGAUCAGCAGCCUAAGAAAAGUCGAUCGAGGACAUUAUCGUAAUCGAAGGGCUCGUUCUUCCAGCGGAGAACACGCAAAGGAAAGUAGGAGCAAAACUGAGGACCGUUAUUAUAGAAAGCACCGCUCCUAUGUCCGAGAGCGGUCCAGACAGGACCGCUACACCACAGAGCACUGCAACGGGAGCCAGCACCACCUCAACCAUGGUGACAGAGUCAGCCCUGGCGAACGCCACUCUCUGGUCAGGUACAGCUACCACCACUCUCGAAAUAGAAGCGGAUCUGACCAGGACUGGAGCAGGUACCACCAUGCAGAAGGUGAACACAUCUGGGGCCGGGAGAAAUACUACCCAGAUAAAAUGAGGUGGGACAAGUGCAGGUACUACCACGACAGGUACGCUCCUUACACAGCCAGGGAGGCUCGGGAGUGGAAGCCCUUCCCUGGAGGCCGUGAGCCCGACAGAGCAGGGCAGCGCCAUGGCCGGCUGCACAAGGACUACUACAGGAGCCGCAAGGACUAUGAGGUGGCUGCCAAAGAGAAGGUACGGCACCAUCUUAGCAGCCCCCGAGCAGGCCCGCCCGACCCCCUUCCCCUCUACCCCGAGAAGUUCUCACAUGACAAAAUUGCACUCGGAGCCGAAGACAACAGUUGUAACCUCUCUGAUCGGUUUCAUGAACACGAUAAUGUAAAGUCACGGAAAAGGAGAUUCGAUGAUGUAGAAAAUAAUGACAGUCACAUAGAAAAGAAAGCCCAGAGAAGCUUACAAAAGGAUCCCUUAGAAGAGCCUAAAGUGAAGAAGCACAAAAAAUCAAAGAAGAAAAAGAAAUCCAAAGACAAACACCGAGAUCGCAAUUCUAGGCAUCAGCAGGAGUCAGACCUUUCGGUAGUUUGCUCUGAUGUCGACCUCCACAGACACAAAAAGAAAAAGAAGAAAAAGAAGAGACAUUCAAGAAAAUCAGAGGACUUUUUUAAAGAUUCAGAACUACACUUACCUAAGUCCUCCGGCUAUGAGACUGUUGACCGUUUCCGGAGAUGCGAGGGCGGCUUUCUACUCACCGAUGGCCUGCUUCUGGAAGGGGCUGGACCUUUCCGUGAGAAAACAAAGCAUUUAAGGAUGGAAAACAGGGACAACAGGGGUCAUCUGUUUGAGUAUGGCCAGGGUAAUUGAAAACUCGGCCUCAAAACAAAAAAUUCACUAGUUAUGAUUCAACGUGUUCAACAGAAGCCAUCCCCAACCCAGCUUAAAUUAUAAAUACGGAAAAUAACUUUGUUCAAAUCUGCGUGGUGCUUCUUUAGUAAAUAUUGUACAGAUUUUACCAUGGAGAACUUUUUUUUUUAGUUUUUACCUUUUCUUAAUUACCCUUCCGAAAGGAUGAACACUUUCUACAACAACUGCUGACCAUUGUAAAAUACCGUGUAUAUAAAUCACAUUGAAAAUAAUGCCCUGGAAUAGAACAUCUCAAAUGCUGCUUAAUUACAGACUCAGGUUGAUUACUUGUAUUUCAUGUAAUGUUCCUCCAAGUUAGACAUCUGGUGCAAGACCAACCGGGAAACCAUG
This is a messenger RNA of Propithecus coquereli (Coquerel's sifaka), 4267 nucleotides long. RefSeq names its product ubiquitin specific peptidase 42 (gene USP42). The transcript is spliced from 16 exons. Gene Ontology annotation, biological process: protein deubiquitination; regulation of apoptotic process. NCBI's taxonomy places the organism in Eukaryota, Metazoa, Chordata, Mammalia, Primates, Indriidae. Gene Ontology annotation, molecular function: cysteine-type deubiquitinase activity; cysteine-type endopeptidase activity. The record is from RefSeq and is a predicted model, not a curated record. Gene Ontology annotation, cellular component: nucleus; cytosol. The coding region runs from base 95 to 3877 and encodes 1260 amino acids.